Saccostrea echinata is the source of this 1136-nucleotide messenger RNA. RefSeq lists its product as uncharacterized. The record is from RefSeq and is a predicted model, not a curated record. Lineage: Eukaryota; Metazoa; Mollusca; Bivalvia; Ostreida; Ostreidae. The transcript is spliced from 4 exons. The coding region runs from base 14 to 700 and encodes 228 amino acids.
AAUUCAAUUAACCAUGCUGAUAUUUUUGCUGUUGUUUUUCGAAGGAACAGAUGCAUUGAACUGUGUAGGAAGGAAUAGAGAAGUUGAGUGCUGUACAGGUUAUAAAUGGAAUGACAUCACUGGAAAUUGCAGCACAAAGUGUGAUCCUGGUUACUUCGGCAUAAACUGUACCGGCCAAUGUAGUCCUGGUCGAUAUGGAGAGGCUUGUGCCUAUCAGUGUGUUGAGUGUGAAAAGACUGAGUGCAAUGUUUCAUUUGGGUGUCCAGUCACCAUAACAGAAAAAAUUCAAGGCAUCGAAAACAGAAACCAUGCCAAAGAAGAGAACGCAGUGAAUAUUUGGCAAAUGGUAUCCCUUGGCUUCUCGGUUGGAACAUUUGCAGUUCUGGUCAUAGUAUUGGCUUACAAGUAUACCUACAGAAACUGGAUCAAAGUCACUGCCAAUCCUCAAGCUGAAAACAAUACGAAGGCAGAUUCAAACUAUCUGGCACUUAAUAAUAUAGCCGUCUACAGUGGAAUGGCAAAGGUUCAGAUAAACCUCAACACAUCGGAGAAAAAUUUCACCGUUAUCCUAAAUACUGAUUCAGAAGGAACAACCAACAUAGAAGCAUUGCGUCGAUUGGAAAACAGUGAACCCAAAAGUCCAUACGCUUUGGAGGCCUCUUUGAAUGGAAAUGCAAAAGUUUAUGAAACUCUUCAUUAAAUAACAUGUUUUCCAGGCCGCUGAAAUAUGGCCGAAAUAUUUCAUUAUCAUUUCACCAGGGAUACGUAUUGUUCAUGUAAAGAUGAUAUCUGAAUUAUCUAAAAUUUUACUUCGAUCCUUCAUGCUUUCAAAGGAACGAAUUGGAUAUGAACAUCUUGUCAAUUUUGAUGACAGAAUAUCCUGUACAUCUAACAUCCACGUCCGGAAUUGUUUUCGACGGUUCUAAGAAAGAUUUGUACAAUCAUGUAUUUAGUUUUAAAUUAUCCGAAUUCUAAAAUUUAUAAUGUAACAUUUGUACUGCCAAUUGAUGUAGAUCUUUGCAAUGUAAUUAUUCUACCGAGAAACGAUGUUGGGGCCUUAUUCUAAUGACUUCACAGAUUUUGUUUGUAUAAUAAAAAAUAAAUACAUGUAAAUAAAAUUAUUAUAAUAAAUUCUA